UUGCCCCUCUGGCUGUGAGGGAGGAGUCGGAGGGGAUAUAUAAAGAAGGCAGGAUUUACAGCCCACAUUAUAGUUUCUUCUGCUUGAACCUAAAGUCGCCAUGUUGCGCUUCAUCUGCCUAUUCCUGCUCUAUGCCGGAGCCAUUGCAGAACUGCCAUGUACAGUUAUGCCUGGGAAGCUGAAGCAGUUGGACGCAGGCAAUGGAGAAGUCUACGGGGUGGCAGAUGAUGAAACUAUUUACUUCUUGCACUCAAACCAGUGGGCACAGAUUGAAGGAAGGCUCAUUCACGUGACUGUGGGACCAGCGGGAGUUUGGGGAGUCAACAAAGAUAACUACAUUUACAGGCUGAAGAAUUACAACUGGAUAGAAGUAUCAGGACGUUUGAAGCAGAUAGAUGCUGGGGGUGAUAUAUUCAUCUCAGGAGCCAAUGCAGACGAUGACAUUUACUGUGUGAACCAGGAUCCAAACACCUUCCCUGCAAAUUCCUUACCCUAUGUCCAAAUUAAAGGGAAGCUGAAGCAUUAUGCCUGUGGUCCUCUUGGAUGCUGGGGAAUCAACAGUGACAAUGAGAUCUAUUAUCGCAACCAUGUGACCCCAAGCUCAUGCGAGGGUACAGCAUGGAGUAGGAUGGAAGGCAGCCUGAUCAUGGUGGAGGUUGGAACUGAUGGCUCAGUCUUUGGCGUCAACUCAGAAGGCUCAGUGUACAAAAGAGACGGGAUCUCCCCCAAGAACCCCAGAGGAACAUCAUGGACUCAGAUAGACGUCUUUAACAGCUUUAAGUACGUCAGCUACGAUGCCGGGUUCCUGUGGCUCAUUAGUGACAACGGACGCAUUUUCAAAUGCGAAUAUCCUGAAUCCAUGCUGCCCAAUUUGUUAUCAAAUGUAUGAAAUCCCACAAUAACUCUUAUAAUAAAGCAACAUUAUGGGCGGUAGUUCUGUGAUUUAGGCAGGACUAUUUCUAUGGGAAAUCUUAGUAAAUCAUUUUGGCUAAUGGGGGUCCAUGAUGUUGGGUGACACAGUAAAGGUUCGAACUUGAUGUGCAGUUGCAUAUUUUUCAAGCCAAAUCAACAAUAUAACAAUGUAAGAACUGAUCCUUUCAAUAAACGUUAUCAUUCAUUUGUUAUCACAA
Messenger RNA from Xenopus laevis (African clawed frog), 1130 nucleotides. Its product is annotated as fish-egg lectin. The transcript is spliced from 4 exons. NCBI's taxonomy places the organism in Eukaryota, Metazoa, Chordata, Amphibia, Anura, Pipidae. The record is from RefSeq and is a predicted model, not a curated record. Bases 101 to 889 code for a protein of 262 amino acids.